Messenger RNA from Xiphophorus couchianus (Monterrey platyfish), 1312 nucleotides. RefSeq names its product cathepsin O (gene ctso). NCBI's taxonomy places the organism in Eukaryota, Metazoa, Chordata, Actinopteri, Cyprinodontiformes, Poeciliidae. Bases 97 to 1080 code for a protein of 327 amino acids. The record is from RefSeq and is a predicted model, not a curated record. Gene Ontology annotation, molecular function: cysteine-type peptidase activity. Gene Ontology annotation, biological process: proteolysis. The transcript is spliced from 8 exons.
GUGCGCGCAGCGUGACCGAACACCUUUUCCGCGAACAUCAAACGGCCUUUCUUCCUGUGUUUACCUCUCCGUGUUGAGCUGCUUUUUAUUCGUCUAAUGGCGGUUUUGCAAAUGUUUUCGGUUAUUUUAGUUACUGCUGCUUGUUUUGGUGAAAGUGUUGCUAAUUUAAAUGGGUCUGGGAUUGAUUUCUACUCGUUCAGGAAGAAGUUUCACCGUUUGUAUGAAGUCAACAGUGAGGAAUUUAGCCGUCGUCAAAUCAAUUUUCAGAAUGCUGCAGUGCGACAUCUAUACCUGAACUCAUUUUCCAGGCAGACACAGUCUGCUACAUAUGGCAUUAACCAGUUCUCUGACCUUUCACAGAUGGAAUUUAAGGAUGUUUACCUCCGAGCAGAAAGCAGCAGUGCUCCUGGCUUCGUUGGAUCGACCAGAGCGGGGCUCCCGGCCAAAUAUGACUGGAGGGAUAAGGGAGUGGUGGCACCGGUCCAGAACCAAUUAGCGUGUGGGAGUUGCUGGGCGUUUAGCACAGUUGGUGCUAUACAGGCCGUUCAUGCUAUGGGAGGCUCGCAGCUGGAGCAGCUCAGUGUGCAGCAAGUUGUCGACUGCUCCUAUAAAAAUGAGGGCUGCAAUGGAGGCUCGCCCUCCCACGCUCUCGCUUGGUUAAAACAGACCAGAGUGAAGCUGGUGAGUCAUUCAGACUAUCCAUACAAGGCCGAAACCGGAAUGUGCCAUUUCUUCUCCCCAACACAUGAGGGUGUUGCUGUGAGGAACUUUUCCCUGCAUAGCUUCAGUGGUCAAGAGGAGGCGAUGAUGGGUCAGCUGGUGCAGUUUGGUCCUUUGGCUGCCAUCGUGGAUGCUGUCAGUUGGCAGGAUUACCUGGGAGGUAUUAUCCAGCACCACUGCUCCAGCCAAUGGUCCAACCAUGCUGUCCUGGUUGUUGGAUACGACACGACUGGAGAAAUACCUUACUGGAUUGUACAGAACUCCUGGGGAACGACAUGGGGAGAUCAGGGUUACGUUUAUGUAAAAAUCGGUAGCAACAUCUGUGGUAUCGCAGAUUCUGUGGCAGCUGUUUUUCUUUGAUGACAGUUUAUAUUUGAGUCAGAUGGGUUUGUGUGAGUCACUGCAUGCGGCUGCUUCCCGUUGCCAAAAUGAAAUAAGUCAUCUGCUCGUCUUCAGUGUCACUGUGGAUAAUGCUUUUAUUGAAAUGUAGCCAUCUUGUGUCACAAAAACAAAUAAAUCUCCUCAUAUGUUUGCAACUGUUGGAUUAUAACAACAAACUGUGACACAAUAAAAGUAUUUUCACUAUGCAAAA